Molecule: messenger RNA, 495 nt
Organism: Racocetra fulgida
Lineage: Eukaryota; Fungi; Glomeromycota; Glomeromycetes; Diversisporales; Gigasporaceae
Source: the annotation of a GenBank genome assembly
AUGCUUAGCGUUUCCGAAAUUGAGGAGCUUAACGUUGAAGAAUAUGUAAGGAACCAUUACAAAAACGGUAAAAGCAUGAAUGCCUUCUUCUUGUAUAGAAAAGAAUAUACAAAGCGUGCAAUUGCCAACGGAAUUAAAGCAAAGAUGACAAAUAUAUCUAAAGCUGCCGGCGAAUCUUGGAGAAAUGAAAAACCCAAGAUUAAGAAGGCAUUCGCAAAAGUUUCGAAACGCAUUGAUGAACUUUUACAGAGAAGGAGGCAAAGUGAGAAAACUUACCAAAUCAUAUAUGAUCCUAAUAUGGAAAGAGUACAGCCUAUUUCACAAGAAUCUGUGGAUAUUAAUAAUCAACACGAUCCUUCAAUACAAAAUACUCCCACUUUAUACUUUCCUUCAUAUUUUCCUUUGUCACAAGACUAUGAAUAUAGUUACUCAUUAAGUGUGGAGGAUAUUGCAUACCUUUAUUGGAAUUCGAUUGAUGGUCCGUUCUUUAUUUGA